AUGAAUCGUGGAUCUAUGGAAAAUGGAAAUUUGGAGAGAAUUAUUAUGCUGGGAAGGUACACUCCAGUGAAAGUAGCUGGUGCUGUCGCGUUGUUUUCGACGACGGGAAAAGAGCAAGUGUCAAAGAAUCCGAUAUUAUUCCGGUUUAUUUGCUGCCUGUUGGUGCUGAA
Trichobilharzia szidati is the source of this 170-nucleotide messenger RNA. The record is from the annotation of a GenBank genome assembly. NCBI's taxonomy places the organism in Eukaryota, Metazoa, Platyhelminthes, Trematoda, Strigeidida, Schistosomatidae.